AUGCAAAACGAACAGCUUAACGAAUUUACACCAGCUGAACAUAUCCAUCAAAUUCGUUCAUAUUUUGAUGUAAUCGAUAAUGCAAUUAAUAUUGGUGAUACUAAUAGAAGAUAUAUCGAUGCAAAAAUUCCAUCACAACCAGGAAGCGCAAAGGAUCAUAACUGGGUCACAUUCAAUUUAUCUCCGCCAGGUGAAAAUAUGCUAGACCUUUAUAACACAUUCCUUACAACUACCUAUAAAAGUAAAUAUAUGGAUAAUGCUAUUACUGGCUCAUCAAUUCCAAAUACUAAUUCUCCAGGUUUCUUUGGCGUUUUUGAUGAAUCAAUUUACACCAUUGAAGCAUAUCAGUUAUUAGCAAAUGGAAGAGUUAUUUAUAGUCAGGAUAACGCAAGAGAAGAAGCAUAUAUCAUUUCUAAUUCACAGACUACAGAACAAAUAAAGAAAGUUGAUGUUUUCUCAAAAACGAGACAUAAAGAUGUAUGGAAACGUUCUGGAACAGUUCGAACAGGUCAAAUUAUCUCAGGACCUUUAGCUGCAGGAGCUGAAAUUAAUUUUGACAUUAAAAUAAAGAUUCCAUGUCGUAAAUUCCUUAUUCUAGAAGUUAUUAGAUUUAUUCCUGCUUUUGCAGGCAACAUUCAGUUAAAGGUUAAAUUUAGUAGCGAUGCAUUCCAGGUAACAGCACUGCCGGUAGAAGAUAUUUUAGCUCAUAAUCCUUCUUUAAUCAGUCAGGUAAAAGAUAAUUAUGACCCACCAACUAAUAAAUUUGUUCCAUGGAAUGAACCAUUCAAUAUGAUAACAGCAGUUUCAAAUCAAAUGGUGAAAUUACUGUUUCAACAGUUGAACAAAGAUUAA
Trichomonas vaginalis G3 is the source of this 852-nucleotide messenger RNA. RefSeq lists its product as uncharacterized. The record is from RefSeq and is a predicted model, not a curated record. Lineage: Eukaryota; Parabasalia; Trichomonadida; Trichomonadidae. Bases 1 to 852 code for a protein of 283 amino acids. The transcript has a single exon.